Acanthosepion pharaonis is the source of this 687-nucleotide messenger RNA. The record is from the annotation of a GenBank genome assembly. Lineage: Eukaryota; Metazoa; Mollusca; Cephalopoda; Sepiida; Sepiidae.
AUGUCCAGCGCGGAUAGGUUGCAGCUUUCUACUCAAGUGUGUCUAAAUGGUGUUUGCAGUCAUUGCAAAUGGUUCGAAGCGGGUGAGAAAUUUCCUUCUGUCAUUUCUUCUUUCUUUAUUUUGUUCAUUGAUUCUUUCUUUCUUUCUUCGCUUUUUCUUUUUCGCUUUUCAUUUCUCUAUUUCAUUCUUUUUUCUUUUCCUUCUUUUUCCUUUUUUCUUUUCCUUUUUUUCUUUUCCUCCUUUUUACCUUCUUUUUCUUUUCCUUCUUUUUUCCUUUUUUCUUUUCCUUCUUUUUUCUUUUUUCUUUUCCUUCUUUUUCCUUUUCCUCCUUUUUACCUUCUUUUUCUUUUCCUUCUUUUUUCCUUUUUUCUUUUCCUUCUUUUUUCCUUUUUUCUUUUCCUUCUUUUUUCUUUUUUCUUUUCCUUCUUUUUCCUUUUCCUCCUUUUUACCUUCUUUUUCUUUUCCUUUUUUUCUUUUCCUCCUUUUUACCUUCUUUUUUCUUUUUUCUUUUCCUUUUCUGUACAUAUCUAUCUAUCACAAUCUGUUCAUAUCUAUCUAUCUAUCUAUCUAUCUAUCUAUCUAUCACAAUCUGUUCAUAUCUAUCUAUGUCCAAAUAUCUUCACCAUGACGAUGAUUAUAUUCUGUACUGGACGUCUGAUUUCUCAUGAAGUCAAACCAGAAGCAUGA